GGUUGGCAGAACGCGCCCGCGCACCGCCAGUCGGCAAUCCGCCCGGGCGGGCGCCACACACACGACCGGAGUCUGCGCGCGCGAUCAGCGGUAUCGAAAUAUAUCACAAGUGCACCAAUACGAAUACCAACGACCGAAAGGAUUUGCGAGCGCGAUUCUGUGAAUCAAAUACGAGUAAAGUGAACGAGUCUCGAGUGCAGAGCAAACGACAGACGCCGCACCACGAGAGAGCGAUUAUAGGGUUCAAAGAGCCCACGACGAAACGAUUCGAGACGCAACCGUAGAAGCAUUCGCGGUCUCUCGAAAUACUGCAAAUCGCUCGGUGACGGGUCAGGCACCUCACGCUGCACUGCUCUUAUCUUAGUCGUAUCAAAACGAAAACUCGAAUAACACCUCUAUCAGUGGCCACGAUAGGGGUGUACUUGUUUAUAUAUGCAUAUAUAAAACGGAGAAAACUGAUCUCUAACGUGACGUCACAAAUUUGUGAUUAUUUUUUAUUAUUAUUGUUAAAAACUUGUAUUCGCAUUUUCGACGUGUAUAGUUAGUUUUUGUACGUAUUUAUUGAUGUUGUAAAUAGAGAAAAUAAUAUAGCCAAAAUAAGUGUGACAUUGCGUUAAUAUAACUAUAAUACUAGUCAUUCAUCUAGUGUAUCUAUUUAUUUAAAUAUUAUGAGUCUUGUCUGUAGAGUAAUAAUAAAAACUUGAAAAAUUAAAGUGAAUAACAGCUUACAGUAGCUACCAAAGAGUUGGGAAACACGCGGCAAACCAACAAAAAGUUUGACAACUAAAUAGGCGGGAAAUCGCGACCACAGUUUCUACACGUGCCACAGAGCAAAUAUAUCGGGCUGACAACCUAAUCAUUCGUAACCACAGAAUAUAAAAACUGUAUUAUAACACAGAGUAAAUACGUCCGACGGAAAAUUGGCGGUCAUAGGACAUAUUUUUUGAAAUCAGUCGGCCACAGAUAAACAAUAUGAGCAACGAGAUAGGCAGUGGGCUGCAGAGGAGCUACAGGAUGCAGGACUUUGCGUCGCCUGGCGUCAUCAUGAGGGAGCGCAGUUUCAUUCGCCCUCAGUCGCACCAUAAUAUGCAUCAUAACCAGUUUCCGAAUAACGGGAAGCGGCGGAGCAUGAUUCUGACCAACGCCAAGGGCAAACCCACGCUGGAGAUAUACAGACCCCCAGGUGUCCGCACAGACGCACCAGCCACCACCAACAAGCUGAACGUCCACGCCAAGGAGUUCACCAUGGCCAAGCCCGCUGAUCAGCAGAAUCGACCAGCAAUGGGCGUGACCUUCGGAGGAGGGCUGCAGCACUCCCGCUCGGCGGUGCUGUCGGCGCAGGUGCCCCCGCACUACCGGCCCGUGAUGCCCGUGCACGCGCUCCUCAACAGCGCGUCCAGCGGCCACGUGGCGCAGGGUCCACGUGUCCACUUCAAACUGCAGCCGCAGCAGAACUUCCCAGAGAAGAAGAAGUCCCCUCCCUCCUCCCUUACCAAUGGGAACGGGAAGAGUAUUCGUCCACAGUUCGUGCCCGGGCUAAAGCGCUCCAAGUCGCUCACGUCGGCUGAUGCUCUAGCGAGUGGAAUGGCGGCGUUAGGACUGGCUGCUGAUGCAGGAGAUUUAGGCAACUUCCCGCAGGAGAUACAGGAGUGCAUCGACAAGGCGCUCGAAGACCCUAACUCGGUAUGCGCACGGACCCUAAUGGACGCCGUGGGGCACCUGGUGUCGCGCGCGGUGGAGUCGCCGCGCUACGCGCUGCCGGCCGCGCGGCGCUGCAUCGCCGUGGUGGAGCGCGAGCAGACCGAGACCUUCCUCGAGUCGCUGCUCAACACCUGCCAGCAGUGGUACCACGAUCGGGAGAAGCUGUUGGGCACGGUUGUGGGCGGCGGGCGGCCGCGGCUGAUGGCGUUCCUGUCGUUCCUGCUGGAGAUGUACUGCCAGCUGCGCCGGCGCGCCAUCCAGCGGCGCGGCGCGUCCGCGCAGCCCGGACACGUGCUGCUCACGCUCAUCUGCAAGUGCUGCGAGGACUGCAUCCGCCAGCCGGUGCCCUCCGCCGGAGACACGGAAAACCUGUUCUUCGUGCUGACGUACAUCGGUCGCGACCUGGAGCAGGCGCUGCCGGGCGACCUGGAGCGCCUCCUCACGGCCGUGCGCGACGCCUUCCUCAACACGCACGCCGCGCCCUCCAUCCGCCGCACGCUGCUGCAGCUCAUCGAGCUGCACGCGAGCCGCUGGCAGCUGCCGGGCUGCGCCGUGCUCUACUACUACCCCUCCUCCAAGUAGGCAGCCGUAGGCGGCGGAAAUAUGCGUACACCGAUGUGUCGUCGCAAACUAUGCGGACUUGCGAAAUUUCCACGUGGAAAAUUUUAGGAGACUUGUCAUAUUGAUGGAUAAAUUUUCCAUUCCGAAAAUUAAAGUUUCCUGUGAAAUAUUCCAGAAAUUUUAAGGACAUCUGCGUAGAUUGGGAAGCUAAUUACGAAAAUCUGCGUGUAUAGCUCUACAUGCGUGACGUUUACAUCCUUGUGGUAUUAAGAUGAAGAUACGUUUUGACCGUCCGACUGUCGCGCGAAGGGCCGCGCCGCCCUAGGCUUUAGCCUCAUAGUUAUAUAACUAUUACAACAAUAUUGUUGCAGGACGAAAAUGCCACUUUAGCAGGACUUUAGGAGGGUUCUCUAAUAAACUAGAGUCUGGUGCGCCUGGUUAAUUACGUAAACGCAUGCAUAAAACUGCUGCAAGCUCAGAUCGAGUGCCUUUCAAAUUCAUUAAACAUUUUCAGCACUUUCAAGAUAUUGAACACAAGUUUCCAACGGAAACAUGUAUGAAAUUUCUUUUAAAAGUGCGAAAACGAGCUGUAUAAUAUUUUAGAUUAGCUCUAGGUGGAUUAUUAUGUAAAGGAGACGGAGAUAUAUGCCUUAAAAGUAUUAAAAAGUACGUGUAACAUAGAUAGUUGACAAAAUGGUGUACACUACUGUACGGUCCCCGCAUAGUAUUUGGUGCAUUGCAACCUUUGUCGUUUGUUUAUUAUUCUAACUCUAGGUACCUAUUGCCAUCUCCGUUGUAAGCCUCUCGCUUUUUGUAUACUUGUGCCGUAUAUAGCUUUGUUAGUUAUUCAAUAUCUAAUAGCUGUCUUGAAGAUUUUACUAGGGCUACUAGGCACCAUCAGUUAACCCUUAUCCAGGCAUCAUAGUACGAUUUAUCGACCACAUACGCGCCACUAGAAUUUCUACUUAAGCAUUCCGAUUUAAGAUUCAAAUAAGAUUGCACUUUCGGGAAAUUUGAUUUGUCUUGAAUCAUCAGAGCUGGAUUAAUUGGAAUAUAUUUGGAUUUUUCAGAAAAACCUUGUAGAUUGGUGCCGGCCUGGAUAUGGGUUAAACAAUUAAUUAAAGUUAGUAAUCUUUUCAAGACAAGCUAGCAUGAUUUAAUAUUAUGGAAUUCAUGUUUUUAUUUUAUUCCCUAAAUUAUUAAGUAAUUCAGCCAGCUUAUGUAAUAAAUAAGCAAUUUUAUUUUGUUUACCCUUUUUCUUUCAAAUUAACGUUUGACUGAGAUUAGCGCGAGAAUUUCAAUGUUAAUUAUGCUUGUGAUAUUAUUUAAAUUUAAGUUACUGUAGGGUCUGUUUAUUUCUGUCCUAACCAAAGACUGUAAUGGCGUCGAUAUGUCUUAAUUAACAAGGAUUAAUCAAAAUAGUUGUUGAAGCUGGACCAAAAUUUGUUUUAUGUAUUUUACCACACUCUUGACUUGUUUAGAGAUAAGUGAUACCAUAGUACUUUUAAGUUCACAUUUACAUUAACAAGCACAAUAUAAAGGCAUUUAUUUGAUUGUAACAUUGAUAUCAUGUCAAAUACAAAGUAAAUUCAAUUGUGUUAGAUAUUGAGUAAAGAAAAAAAGACAAAAUAAUGUUUCUGCCACUCGAUCGGCGAUAGAUAGAUCCUGUGACAUUUCAAAUGACAUUUGUUGUAGUGAUGCCAAAGUAUCGAUAAUUUUACUUUUUUUUUUGGGCAAUGGUAGUAUUGUAAAACAGCCAAGUCAGUUGAAAACGUAGUAACUUAUGAUUCAGACAUUAUCAAAGGAAGUUUUCUCAAAGACUUGAUGCCAAAAACUCAUAUGAAAACUCCCAUGCGAAUUAACCACACGGUUGUACCUGAUUCAGAGGAAUCUCUUGUUUACAGAUAGAAAUCAGUUUUAAUCCAAAUAAACAAUUUUUCAUUUUCAUUCAUUUUCAUUUUCAAAUCAAUAAAAUUAACCUCCUUUAUUGCGCUAACAUCUAUGAUUCAUAACUGGGUGGUUCAUUAAAAAAUUUAAAAAUGUUUUACUCAGAUGUUCACAACUGAAUUUGUCUUGAUACUUGAUUUGUUAUCAAUGUUGCACCAUAUAUUAUUGUGGUGUUUCCACAAUAAAAAUCGGCCAGCAUAAUUAUUUAAUUAUUAUAGAAAUGUAUUUGAUUGCUUAAUAUGUGUAAAAUAAUUAUGAACUUUGUGAAGCAGUGUCAACUUUUAAGUAUUACUGUAUUACACUUUUAUUAUAAUGUGUGGGACUUGUAUAAGUCUUUAGUGAAUGUUGUAAAUUCAUGUUAGUUGAUUCACAAUGUAAAUUAUAUGUUAGAUUAACAUAUAAAACACAAAAGACCAUAACUGUUCAUUACAUAUUACUAUGCAUUCUUAGCAGGUUAAGGUAUGAUUUAUA
Cydia fagiglandana is the source of this 4680-nucleotide messenger RNA. RefSeq names its product CBP80/20-dependent translation initiation factor. Gene Ontology annotation, molecular function: protein binding; translation activator activity; RNA binding. Gene Ontology annotation, cellular component: cytosol. The record is from RefSeq and is a predicted model, not a curated record. Gene Ontology annotation, biological process: regulation of translational initiation. NCBI's taxonomy places the organism in Eukaryota, Metazoa, Arthropoda, Insecta, Lepidoptera, Tortricidae. The transcript has 10 exons. Bases 973 to 2283 code for a protein of 436 amino acids.